GUCUGCUCGGGGAGGGGGCGGCCGUGGCGGCGACGUUAUUUCCGAGGUCGGCAGCGGAGGCGGUACGGUGCGUGGCGGCAAGGGCGCCGCCGAACUAGUCGAUAAAAUGGUUAUGAAAGCUUCUGUAGAAGAUGAUGAUUCAGGAUGGGAGCUCAGUAUACCUGAAAAGAUGGAAAAGAACAGUACAAGUACAAAUUGGGUAGACAUAACUCAAGAUUUCGAAGAAGCUUGUCGAGAAUUGAAGUUGGGAGAACUGCUUCAUGACAAGCUUUUUGGUCUUUUUGAAGCUAUGUCUGCCAUUGAAAUGAUGGAUCCCAAGAUGGAUGCUGGCAUGAUUGGAAACCAAGUUAAUCGAAAAGUUCUCAAUUUUGAGCAAGCUAUCAAGGAUGGCACCAUUAAAAUUAAAGACCUAACUUUACCUGAAUUGAUAGGGAUCAUGGAUACAUGUUUUUGUUGCCUGAUAACAUGGUUAGAAGGUCAUUCCUUGGCACAGACAGUGUUUACUUGUCUUUACAUCCAUAAUCCAGACUUCAUAGAAGAUCCUGCUAUGAAAGCUUUUGCUCUGGGUAUCUUGAAGAUCUGUGACAUUGCAAGGGAAAAAGUAAAUAAAGCUGCAGUUUUUGAAGAGGAAGAUUUUCAGUCAAUGACCUAUGGAUUUAAAAUGGCGAAUAGUGUGACAGAUCUUCGAGUUACCGGCAUGUUAAAAGAUGUAGAAGAUGACAUGCAAAGAAGAGUAAAGAGCACUCGAAGUCGACAAGGAGAAGAAAGAGAUCCAGAAGUUGAACUUGAACAUCAGCAGUGUUUAGCUGUAUUUAGCAGAGUGAAAUUUACUCGAGUAUUACUGACAGUUCUCAUCGCUUUUACUAAAAAAGAGACAAGUGCUGUUGCAGAAGCUCAGAAACUGAUGAUUCAAGCAGCAGAUCUUCUUUCCGCAAUUCACAAUUCAUUACAUCAUGGGAUCCAAGCACAGAAUGAUACUACAAAAGGAGAUCAUCCUAUUAUGAUGGGUUUUGAGCCUCUUGUUAACCAGAGAUUGCUUCCUCCUACCUUCCCUCGAUAUGCAAAAAUAAUCAAAAGGGAGGAAAUGGUCAACUAUUUUGCAAAACUUAUAGAUAGAAUAAAAACUGUCUGUGAAGUUGUCAAUCUAACAAAUUUACACUGUAUCCUGGAUUUUUUCUGUGAAUUUAGUGAGCAAUCACCCUGUGUUCUUUCAAGAUCCCUGCUACAAACUACUUUUCUAGUGGAUAACAAAAAGGUCUUUGGGACCCAUCUCAUGCAAGACAUGGUGAAAGAUGCACUUCGGUCAUUUGUCAGUCCUCCGGUGCUUUCCCCUAAGUGCUGUCUGUAUAAUAAUCACCAGGCUAAGGAUUGUAUUGACUCCUUUGUUACUCACUGUGUUCGGCCAUUCUGUAGUCUUAUUCAGAUCCAUGGGCAUAACAGGGCUCGACAAAGAGAUAAACUGGGUCAUAUUCUUGAGGAAUUUGCUACCUUACAGGAUGAGGCAGAGAAAGUUGAUGCUGCACUUCACAGUAUGUUGUUGAAACAGGAACCUCAAAGACAGCAUUUGGCCUGUUUAGGUACCUGGGUCCUUUAUCAUAACCUUCGAAUUAUGAUACAGUAUCUUCUAAGUGGCUUUGAAUUGGAACUGUACAGUAUGCAUGAAUACUACUACAUAUAUUGGUAUCUAUCUGAAUUUCUUUAUGCCUGGUUGAUGUCAACAUUGAGUCGUGCUGAUAGCUCACAAAUGGCAGAAGAAAGAAUAAUGGAAGAGCAGCAAAAAGGUCGUAGUAGUAAAAAAACAAAGAAAAAGAAGAAAGUUCGCCCAUUGAGCCGAGAAAUCACAAUGAGUCAAGCCUAUCAGAACAUGUGUGCUGGAAUGUAUAAGACCAUGAUAGCUUUUGACAUGGAUGGUAAAGUAAGAAAACCCAAAUUUGAGUUGGAUAGUGAACAAGUUCGAUAUGAACACAGAUUUGCUCCAUUCAACAGUGUUAUCACACCUCCCCCGGUGCACUAUUUGCAAUUCAAGGAAAUGUCUGACCUUAAUAAAUAUAGUCCACCUCCUCAGUCUGCUGACCUAUAUAUGGCAGCUAGUAAACACUUUCAACAGGCAAAAAUGAUACUGGAGAAUAUCCCAAAUCCAGACCAUGAGGUCAGUCGGAUCCUAAAAGUUGCCAAACCUAACAUUGUGGUCAUGAAGUUAUUGGCAGGGGGGCACAAGAAGGAAUCUAAGGUACCCCCUGAAUUUGACUUCACUGCUCACAAAUACUUUCCAGUUGUGAAACUUGUUUGAAAGGGAUUAAAAAAACUGACCCUAAAGAGGUAUAGAAUCUGAACUUUUAAUUCCAUCAGAGAGCAGAUAGACAUCUAUCAGUCUUACCACAUACUUGAGAUGAAAUGGAUUUCUUUACCAAGAACCUUCAGAUGAAGUACUUUGAGUCUGACAGUCUCACGUGACCUGAAUGAAAACUGCUGUUUUAAAGUGGUUUGUUGUUAUGUUCCAUGGAUGAAACGGAUCUUAUUGAUGAACAACAUUGUAUGGUUUUAUUACAGAUUUAAUCAUAAAUCAUUUUUUAUGAAUGAAUUGAGUGAAACGGUGUUUGUAAAAGUUAAUAAAAUUCUUGACUGAAAAUGCACACUGCCUGAGAGAAAAUACAGUAGCACUUUGUUAAUACA
Messenger RNA from Gracilinanus agilis (Agile Gracile Mouse Opossum), 2673 nucleotides. RefSeq names its product N-alpha-acetyltransferase 35, NatC auxiliary subunit (gene NAA35). The record is from RefSeq and is a predicted model, not a curated record. Gene Ontology annotation, biological process: N-terminal peptidyl-methionine acetylation. Lineage: Eukaryota; Metazoa; Chordata; Mammalia; Didelphimorphia; Didelphidae. Gene Ontology annotation, cellular component: NatC complex. The transcript is spliced from 23 exons. The coding region runs from base 107 to 2290 and encodes 727 amino acids.